Thlaspi arvense is the source of this 318-nucleotide messenger RNA. Lineage: Eukaryota; Viridiplantae; Streptophyta; Magnoliopsida; Brassicales; Brassicaceae. The record is from the annotation of a GenBank genome assembly.
AUGGGGCCUCCAGCCUUGCCGGACUCCGAUUUGCCCAAGUGCUCCCCACAGACCCAAUCAGUCGAGGGUCCGAAGCGAUGGUCUGGCGUAGUUGAAGGAGAGACCAGUUUCCAGGAAAUCUCAAAACCAGUUUUCGUCCUUGAAGGAGGCACGGAAACGGUAGUCCUCCCUCCAGAGAUAAUUGAGGAUGAUGCUCCUCUCUGGAAGUCAUUUGUGGUAGGAUAUUUUAUUGGUGAAGCUCCACAUAAUGGUAAGAUCCAUGCCACUGUCAAUAGGAUCUGGGCUGUUUCAGGCAACCCUAUAAAGAUUGAUGUCUAG